Notolabrus celidotus (New Zealand spotty) is the source of this 1524-nucleotide messenger RNA. RefSeq names its product flocculation protein FLO11-like. NCBI's taxonomy places the organism in Eukaryota, Metazoa, Chordata, Actinopteri, Labriformes, Labridae. Bases 62 to 1255 code for a protein of 397 amino acids. The transcript is spliced from 3 exons. The record is from RefSeq and is a predicted model, not a curated record.
UGGUGCACUGGUUGAAGAGCGUCUGACCGGCUGCACCAUUGGUAAAGCGCUGUUUCUGAGCAUGGUGUUCAUGACUGUGUUUGGAAGUUUCCUGUAUAUGGUGAUAUGGCUGAGGAGGAGACAUAAGGGACAGAUGGACCCAUUAGAGAGAGGCUGUGUGGCUCAGGGGAAACACCCUAACGUGAGUUUACGCUGGUUCCAAUUGUUGAGUCACCGUAGUUCCAUGCAGCAAAUGGAGGAAGAACCCUUCUCCAGUGAAGAGUUAGGGACCUGCAAUCCUUCCUUCAGUUUCACAGACAACCCCAGCAGCUACUCUCAACAAGACCCUCCCUCAUGCCAAGGAGCUGCUCCAACUGGAACAACUGCUGCAUCAGACACCAGCUUCAUCCCUAUUGAACCCGUGCUUAGCCCCGUGAUCUUCAAUAAUAUUGAUUCUUCACCAACCAAAAGCUCCUGCAGUUCACCCACCUUUCAUCUAGCAAUGGUGGAUGUGAGCCCCAUUCUCUUGACUCGAGAAAUGGCUCUAUCCAAUGAAAACCUUGUGUUGGCAACAGACAGUUCCCCUGAGCCUCCAGAGGAGCUACCGAGCACCAGAUCUAGCUCUACAACCCGUGAUACCACAAGCACUCUCCCUUACAAUUUUCCUGAUUCACAAACAACACAAACAAUGACCGAUGACCCUGCUGACCCUGCUGACCCGGCUGAUCCUGUAACCAGCCCUUCCUCUCAAUCCAGCAUUCCUUACAGUCAGGCACGAAUUGCUUCUGCAGAAAUAGACAAACCCAUAAACCGUAAACCUCGUGUGAAGACACCACCAUACUCACCUUUGCUGUCCUCGCCCCUCCCUAAGCAGACAAGCACCCCUCCACCAACCCCAGAGCUCCCCCCUGUAAAAGCCAAGCUGGUACAAGUAGAUACUUCUCCCCUUUACACACCCCCAGAAACACCAGAGCGAACAAGUACGAGUCAAAGCAUGGAAGCAAAUGAACCUUGCACGUCACUAGACACACCGGAACAUCAUGCUGGGGCAGCAAACACCGGCAGUGCAUCUGAGGACAGAGGGCCAUCCGUUAACUCACAAAACACACAGGACAGCCAUCGGCCGGGGGAGGAGGAUGAUGGUUUCCUGGGAGAUGAGGAUGCGAACAAGAACAGUGAGGCUGAGGAUGAGGAUGAUGAGUUAGCGCCAGACGAAGAAGAGCUGCUGAGAGUGAUGGCUCGUUGUAAUCCCAUUUUUAUCACAUUUAGUAAGUGAUGUCACUAUGAUAUCGCAGGCACUGAGAGUGACGGAGUGGAUGGCUCCGAAUGGAGGAAGUUCUGUGAAGAGGGAUGACACGGACAGCGGACACGACAAGAAAGAAACACCAGAGGUUCUUCUGUACUGUAGGUACAUCUGAGACAAGUAAGAGGACAAAAUAUGAACACAAGACAUGCAGCACAUGGACCACAGAGGAGAAGACGUGCAUUCUGUAUAUUCACACAGUGUGUAAUGUACAUGAAAACAUAAACAUUUACCAACACACA